Messenger RNA from Colletotrichum chrysophilum, 762 nucleotides. RefSeq lists its product as uncharacterized. Gene Ontology annotation, molecular function: monooxygenase activity; oxidoreductase activity, acting on paired donors, with incorporation or reduction of molecular oxygen; heme binding. Bases 1 to 762 code for a protein of 253 amino acids. The record is from RefSeq and is a predicted model, not a curated record. Lineage: Eukaryota; Fungi; Ascomycota; Sordariomycetes; Glomerellales; Glomerellaceae. The transcript is spliced from 3 exons.
AUGGCGUUCGAGGGCAAAAACAUGCCUAGCAUGUUCUCCACCACCGAUCCCGAAGAGCACAAGGCACUGAAGCGGCCGGUUGCCCAGAAGUUCUCCAUGAGCUCGAUCCGAACACUUGAGUAUCUGGUGGACCCCUGCAGCCAGAUUUUCACCGACGCCAUGUUAGACAUGCAGGGACAGGUUGUCGACCUCGGAACCUGGGUUCAAUGGUACGCCUUUGACGUGAUCGGCGCCAUCUCGUUUGCUCGAAGAUUCGGUUUCAUGGAAGAACGUAAAGACAUCAAGGGCAUGAUUGCAGGUAUCGAGUUUGGACUUGUCUAUGUCGGCCGGGUUGGGCAGAUUCCAUCUCUUCAUCCGUUUCUCCUCGGGAACCUAACACUCAGGAGAAUCUUUGCUAAACUAGUCCCCGUCUCGAGAGAUCCCAUUGCGACUUCCACAAAGAUGGUGUUGGAAGGCAUCAAGGAGUACGACGCCGAAGAGGCAGACACCACUCAUGGACGAGACUUCCUCGCAUACUUGCGACAACAGCAGAAGUCCACCGGCACCAUCAUGAGUACGUGGGAGCUUAUGAACCAUCUAAUGAACAAUCUGCUAGCCGGUAGUGAUACUACCGCCAUUUCUCUUCGCGCUGUAUUUUACUAUCUCCUGAAGAGCAAACAUGCCUACCAAACAUUGCAACAGGAAAUCGAUAAGGCCGACAGGGACGGCAAGCUGUCGCCCGUUAUACAGUACAGCGAGAGUCUGGAACUUGAAUACUUGUGA